AUGACGACCUUCACCAAGCUCGCUGCCGGGGAGACGCCCCUAAUCGAGGUGGAUGCCAGGAAGAAGCUGUCCAAGAUAGAUCCCAUGACGUAUGGCGGGUUCACCGAACACAUGGGCCGCUGCAUCUACGGCGGCAUCUACGACCCAGGCAACCCGCUCUCAGAUUCCAAAGGCUUCCGCAAGGACGUCAUCUCCGCACUCAAGGACCUCGACAUCCCCGUGAUCCGGUAUCCAGGCGGCAACUUCGUCGCCACGUACCACUGGCAAGAGGGGAUCGGGCCACGGGAAGACCGCCCCAAGCGUCCCGAGCUGGCCUGGCUGGGCGUCGAGUCGAACCAAUUCGGCACCGACGAGUUCAUGCAAUGGCUCGACGUGUUGAGCGAGGGCAAAGAGCAGCGCGUCGAGCCGUACAUCUGCCUUAACUUUGGCACUGGGACGUUGGACGAGGCGCUCGCGUGGGUCGAGUACUGCAACGGGAUGCGGGACACAUAUUGGGCCAAUCUCCGCCGCAAGAAUGGUCAUCCGGAGCCGUAUAAUGUCAAAUACUGGGCGCUGGGUAAUGAGGUGUGGGGGGAUUGGCAGGUGUUGCAGAUGACGAAGGAGGACUACGCCAAGAAGGCCAUCCAGUGGGCUAAGGCGUUGCGGCUGUUGGAUCCGUCGCUGUGUCUCAUUCUCUGCGGACAGGACGGGCAGUCGUCAUGGGACCAUUACGUGCUGCACGAGUGUAUUGGCUGGGUCGAUAUGCACAGCAUCCACAUCUAUACGGCCAGCGAGGACCACAUGAAGAACGUGACGGCGCCGCUGUCGGCCGAGCGGUCUAUUGAGAUCACGGCGUCGCUCAUCGACCUUGCCCGCAUCGAGAAGAAGAUCGCGCCGACGAAGCCGCCGGUCAAGAUAUGCUUCGACGAAUGGAACGUCUGGGACCCGGAGCGAGCCCCUGGCGACAAGGGCGCCGAGGAGUCGUACACGCUGUCCGAUGCAUUGGCGGUCGCCGUGUGGCUGAACGUCUUCGUCCGGCAGAGCAAGUACAUUGGCAUGGCCAACAUCGCCCAGUCUGUCAACGUCAUCAGCCCCUUGAUGACCACCAAGGACGGCAUCAUCAAGCAGUCGAUCUGGUGGCCGUUGCAGCUAUUCAGCCAGUUUAUGCGGGGGUGGACUAUUGCUUGCCAUGUGAGUGGCGGUGCGUAUGAUGGACCGACCCAGCCGGCCUGGCUGCAGGGCACCUUGGGCGAAGGCGCCCCUUGGUUGGAUGUAAGCGCGACUGUCGAUGAUAAAGGUUAUGUGAGCUUGGCUGUGGUGAACACCAACGAAAUCGAUGAUUUCCAGGUUGAGCUGAAGGGCGUGGGCAAGAACGUUACCGUAUACAAGGUGUCUGGCGAGGGCGUAACUUCGGGUAAUAUGGACGGAAAGGAGAAUGUCGGCUUGAAAGAGGAGAGCUGGGAUGGCACGGGCAAGUUUACCUUUCCUAAACACUCUCUGACAGUUUUGAGGUGGAAGGCUGUGUACUCUGGCUAG
Molecule: messenger RNA, 1515 nt
Organism: Pseudomassariella vexata
Lineage: Eukaryota; Fungi; Ascomycota; Sordariomycetes; Amphisphaeriales; Pseudomassariaceae
Product: Arabinosidase C
Exons: 2
Coding region: 1-1515 (504 amino acids)
Biological process (GO): polysaccharide catabolic process; L-arabinose metabolic process
Molecular function (GO): alpha-L-arabinofuranosidase activity
Source: RefSeq, a predicted model, not a curated record